AUGGGGGAAAAAAUCUCUUCACUGAGGAUUGUGCUGGUGGGGAAAGGUGAAGACAAAAAGACAAAACUUGGUAACUUCAUUACUGGGAAAGAAUUUCAUUGCCCAAAAAAUUCCUCCUGUGUGGCCGCCUGUGGAGAGUGGAGAGGAAAAUUAUUGACUGUAGUAAAAACUUCAGAUAUCUUCAGUCAGUCUGAGCAGACAGUGAGAGAAGAAGUGAGGAUGUUCAUGAAUCUGUGCCUCCCUGGACCAAAUGUUCUGCUGCUGUUAGUGAAUCCUUCUGAGUUCAAUGAAAAUGACAAAGAAAGACUGAAGUUCAUCCUGAGUUUGUUUGGUCGAGAUGCUUUUAAACACUCCAUGGUCAUCAUCACACACAAGGAGAAUACAACAUGUUUUACUGUGAAUCAGCUGAUUAAAGACUGUGGAGGAAGAUAUUACAACAUGUUUGACAACAACCACCGACAGUUAAUUGAGAAGAUUGAGAACAUUGUUCAUCAAAACAGAGAAACCUUCCUCACCAUCACUGAAGAGACCAGAAAACCAAAGUCUUUAAACCUGGUUCUGUGUGGGAGGAGAGGAGCAGGGAAGACCUCAGCAGCCAAGGCCAUUUUAGGUCAGACAGAGCUUCAUUCAGUCUCCAGCUCAUCAGAGUGUGUUAAACAUCAGGGAGAGGUGUGUGGACGUUGGGUUUCUCUGGUGGAGCUGCCUGCCUUGUAUGGAAAACCUCAGGAGGCAGUGAUGGAGGAAUCACUCAGCUGUAUCUCCCUCUGUGAUCCUGAGGGUGUCCAUGCCUUCAUCCUGGUCUUACCUGUGGGUCCCCUCACUGAUGAAGACAAGGGAGAGUUAAAGAUUAUCCAGAACAUGUUCAGCUCUCAAGUCAAUGACUUCACCAUGAUUCUGUUCACUGUGGAGUCAGAUCCUACAGCUCCAGCUGUUGUUGACUUUGUAAAAGAAACCAAAGAGAUCCAGGAGCUCUGUCAGAGCUGUGGAGGAAGAUAUGUUGUUCUCAACAUCAAGAACAAGCAGCAGAUCUCUGAGAUGUUGGAUACUGUGGAGAAGAUGAGACAAUCUGAAAAUAAACCAUGUUGCUAUACAACAAAGACCUUUGCUCAUGUUCAGAUGGAUAAAGUCAUACAACAACAAGCUGAACUUGAGAAGCUGAAAAAGAGGAGCAAGAUCACUUGUGAUGAUGAAAAACAGAGCUCUGAGUGUCUCAGGAUUGUUCUGAUAGGGAAGACUGGCUGUGGAAAGAGCUCUACAGGAAACACCAUUCUGGGAAGAAAAGAGUUUAAAGCUGAAUCAAGUCAAACAUCAGUCACCAAACAGUGUCAGAAAGCACAGAGUGAAGUGGACGGUCGUCGUGUCGUCGUGGUCGACACUCCUGGUCUGUUUGACUCCACUUUGUCCCAUGAACAGGUUAAUGAGGAGAUGGUGAAAUGCAUCAGUCUUCUGGCUCCAGGACCACAUGUCUUCCUGUUGGUGUUACAGAUUGGCAGAUUCACACCAGAAGAGAAGGAGACAUUAAAACUCAUCAAGGAAGCCUUUGGGAAAGAUUCAGAAACAUUCAUCAUCAUUCUUUUCACAAGAGGAGAUGAUCUGGAGGCUGAGGAGAUGUCCAUUGAAAAAUACAUUAAAGAGAAAUGUGAUGAUUCCUUUAAGAAGCUGAUUGCUGACUGUGGAGGAAGAUGCCAUGUGUUUAAUAACCGAGAUAAACAAAACCACACACAAGUCAGUGAACUGAUAAACAAGAUUGACUCCAUGGUGAAGAGAAAUGGCGGCACCUGCUACACCAAUGAGAUGCUGGAAGAGGCCGAGGCAGCAAUAAAGACGAUUAUGGAGACGAUUCUGAAGGAAAAGGAAGCAGAGAUGAAGAGUGAGAGGGAGGAGCUUAAAAGAAAACAUGAUGAAGAAAUGGAAGCAAUAAAAAGACGAAUAGAAAAACAGAGAGCAGAGAUUGAACAGGAGAGAGAACUGAGAGAAAAACAACUUCAGGAAAAGGAGGAAAAGAUUCAGAAAGAACGAGAAGAGAGAAAGAAAGAACAGGAAGAGAGAGAAGAAGAAGACAAGAAGAGGAGAGAGCAGGAAGAAAAGCAACGACAUGAGUGGGAACAGAAACUUGCAGCUUUGGAGAAAAAGAUCAAAUCAGAAUCAGAAGAAAAAGAAUUCAUUGAUAAAAAGCUAGUGGAGAGCAGAGAAGAGAUUAGAAAAGAACGAGAGGACUGGGAGAAGAAACAAAAAGAAAUGUGGAAGAAACAAAAUACAGAAGAUGAACAGAGACAACAAGAGGAACAAAGAAGAAUAAAACAGCUCCAAGAGGAAUAUCAGAAGGAAAAAGAAGAAUAUGAAAAUAAACGAAAAAAAGAAGAUCCGAUAAAAAGAGAACAAGAGGAGAAAGAGAGAAAAGAAUUAGAGGAAGAGUAUAAGAAAAAAGUGCAGAAUAUGAAGAAGAAAUAUGAAGCUGAGGUCAGAGAGAAAGCUGAAGAGUUCAAUGAAUUCAAAGAGAAACACAGGAAGAAAUUUGAAGCUCAGAAGAAAGAACAUGAGGAACAACUGAAAGACAAAGAUAAACAGUAUGAUCUGCUAAAGGCACUAAAAGCCAAAUAUGAAAAAGAACAGAAGAAAAAACAUCAAACAGAAAUAUGUAACUUGGUGAAAAAGUUAAACAUGCAGCAUCUGACAAGAAUCCGCGACAUACUGGAAAGACAGGAAAAGGAAAUGGACAAGGUGAAAAAUGAAGAUGAAAAAGGAAAAAUGCUGAAAAAACACGAAGAACAAAUAAGUGUAUUGAUACAGACACUUAUGAAUGAAACUGAUGAUUCCUGGUGCAGUAUAUCAUAG
Messenger RNA from Scomber japonicus (chub mackerel), 2835 nucleotides. Its product is annotated as GTPase IMAP family member 8-like. The coding region runs from base 1 to 2835 and encodes 944 amino acids. Gene Ontology annotation, molecular function: GTP binding. The record is from RefSeq and is a predicted model, not a curated record. The transcript has 3 exons. Lineage: Eukaryota; Metazoa; Chordata; Actinopteri; Scombriformes; Scombridae.